UGCACAUCAUCAGUGACUGUGAUUUAGACACACAUUGAGUGGAGCAUGUUUUUCACGUGGACAUGGCCAGCAUAGAUGUAUUGAGAACCAGGUUUUACUUUUAUGACAAAAUGUACAGUCAUGAUUUACGUGAACAAAGCUUUGCUGACUGGCCAUUUAGAGAGGAAUGUAACUGCACACCUGGAAAGAUGGCCAGGGCUGGGUUUGUCCACUGCCCCAGUGAGAAUGAGCCUGAUGUGGCCUGCUGUUUCUUCUGUCUGAUUGAGCUUGAGGGCUGGGAGCCAGAUGAUGAUCCCUGGGCUGAACAUGAAAAACGCUCUCCUAACUGUGGAUUCUUAACCAUGAAGAAAGACUUCACCGAGCUAACUGUGGCUGAAUUCUAUUGCAUGGAAAAGGAGAGGCUAAAGGUCUUCCUCAGAAAGGUUUGUCAUAAGAAGAUGGCAUAUUUGCGGGACGACAUAGACCAAACGCUUGAGAGCCUUAAAUCUCAGUUGGACUCAAUAUGACUGAAACUGUAAUUUUAUUAUUACACUAUUCUUAAGGGUGGAACGAGAGCCAAUAGUCUUGACUUAGUAGUUUAAUGCAAUGGCAGUUUAAAAUAUCAAUAAAGA
Molecule: messenger RNA, 611 nt
Organism: Toxotes jaculatrix (banded archerfish)
Lineage: Eukaryota; Metazoa; Chordata; Actinopteri; Toxotidae
Gene: birc5b
Product: baculoviral IAP repeat containing 5b
Exons: 4
Coding region: 63-506 (147 amino acids)
Source: RefSeq, a predicted model, not a curated record